Messenger RNA from Carica papaya (papaya), 795 nucleotides. The record is from RefSeq and is a predicted model, not a curated record. NCBI's taxonomy places the organism in Eukaryota, Viridiplantae, Streptophyta, Magnoliopsida, Brassicales, Caricaceae.
UGUUAGAUUUUCUUGCCGGAGACUAUAAGCAGCGGGGAAUUCAGAUAAACCUCCAAAACCCUCAAAAUAGGCUACGAACUGCUUGGAUGUUGAGUGACAGUCAACAGUCACAGAAUCUCCGCAUGUUGCAGUAGAUUCCCGAGUAAAAUACUCAAGUUGUAUACACCAGAAAUGGACAUUGUUGUUUCAUCCAGACCACCACCAUUUAUUUUCUCUUCAACCUCGCUCAGACGAAAACCUCUUGCUUUCACUCCUUAUCAGUUACCCUUAAGGCGCAGACGUGGAAAUGCCCCCAAAAAAAUCAUCUUUAGAAUUCAUUCUUCUGCAAAUCAAGGUGGAGUUGAUGGGUUUUCUUGGCCGAGCUUGGCUGCGUCUUUUCGACAUGGCGUGGAACGGUUCUGGUUGAAACUCCGCGAGUCUGUGAAGAAGGAAACUGGUUUUGACUUGGAGGAGGCUAACGUGAAGGUGGAUAAGUCUAUGCAAGAGUUUGUGAAUUGGAAUCGUUGGGAGCGUUGGAAGAAUGACAGGUUCAAGAAGAGUAUAUGGAGGAAGACAACCCCCAAGGGCCUGAAGUUGAAGAAAUUUGUUGAAGGACCUGAUGGAACACUUAUUCAUGAUAGUUCUUAUGUUGGAGAAAAUGCAUGGGACGAUGAUCCAGAGCCUCUCGAGGAAAAUAUGAAGCAAAUUAUAGAUAAGGAUGCAAAACUAGAUUUUGAAGAAAAGAAGGAACUUGGUGAAGAGUUGGGCAUUUCAGGUUUAUAUGCAUGUAGAUGUCGUUGAUUUGAGCUUUGUAUU